UGAUCUCGAAAUCGAGCGACAACAACCGCAAGACCAAGUCUCUGGCCAUAAUUAUCGUGAUCGUUCUACUUCUGGCGCUGUCGUUCACUCUUCUCCUCUUUCAUGGAGCCUUUGGUAGGAGAGGAGGCGACGGCGGCGACGGCGACGACGAUGCUCAGGAAGGCACUACGCAGAACUACGACUUUUUGGAUACUAAAGACGGUGCGUCCGGUAAUGGUGACAGUGGAAGCAUGACCAAUGAUGACACGGCGACAGCGAGCCCAUCUGAAGCAGACGUGUCCAUUGAAUCAGAAUGGCUUCGCGACAACAGUCCUAUCCUGAUGUGCACCAUGGGAUUCAAGAAGCAAGACCAGGCCUUGUUCAUUCCUGACGGCCUAUGCAGUAUCGUUGUCUUCAGCGGUGGAUUGCAGAGUGACAACACCUUUUACAACACACACUCACAAAAAGACUACUUCGACUCCUUCCGACGCACUACCAAAGAUUUCAAUCGAACCCAGCUGGGAUUUGACGUUAUGUGGAGUGAGCAUUCGUCGACGGCAAAUAGACUCUUAACUCCUGAGGGACACGCCGCAAUGCUUCAAUAUUUCAAAGAAGGGCUCAGGCACUACGGAACCCUGGACACUGAAAUCGAAAGCAACACCGGAGUCAGCUACCUCACCGACAUCAUCAGCUUGCUUCAGGAACUGCGCUCUGUCCAACGCGAAGCGACGAACGGUACGAAUAUACCGUGCUUCCUGUUCUACGGUGCAGCUUUGCUCUACCACGAGAACUUCGACGCAAAAAUGGUGGCAGCAUUUAAUAAAGUCAUAACGAGCACUCAGCCGGACAUCGUGCUGUUCCAAACAACUUAUUUUGCAAAUUACCCAGAUUCGCCCAAGUGCAGAGUCACUGGUGCUUCGCUGUGGGACGAAGCAGUGGUUGGAGAACAACCAACGUUCGUGGGUGCAUUAAAAUUCCGAGAGAACAUCACCCUACCCAGCAGAACGGUAGAAAUGCUCUCAUUGACUGUGUGUGGAAGACUAAGCUAUAACGCACACAAGAGCCUUAGCGCCAUGGGUGACCAAUGCACAAUGGGUUUCAACUUGGACGCGUAUUCACGGGUUUGCCCCGGUGGCCGCUACACGGCCGAUUUCGGUGAAAAUUUCCUCGACGCAGGACGAUCGGUGAUGUGGAAAAAGAGAAAAGACAAGCUCGAAUGGCAUGUCUUCGAUAAUCGCCAGACAGUAAUGACAAAGGCUUGCAAGUCCAAAAUGAACUUCGGCUUCCGUGGAGGCUGGGUUGUGUUCAACGUAGAGUGCAGCGACGUGGGAAAAAUUUGUAGCGAUCCGCUUUAUACGGACGGCUUCGCCUUCGUUCACACGGUGAAAGAAGCCAUGCGCACGGACUUCAACUCGUGCUCUAUUACUCCCAGCUGACUGCAAAUGGUCCUCCGAUGCUUGUGCAAAUUUACGAAUGAAUUGUUUGGUGUCUCGUCGA
Ornithodoros turicata is the source of this 1476-nucleotide messenger RNA. RefSeq lists its product as uncharacterized. The transcript is spliced from 10 exons. The coding region runs from base 231 to 1415 and encodes 394 amino acids. The record is from RefSeq and is a predicted model, not a curated record. NCBI's taxonomy places the organism in Eukaryota, Metazoa, Arthropoda, Arachnida, Ixodida, Argasidae.